UGUCAACAAACUGAUACAGCCACACUUCGACAACUUGGACUAUUUUUGCGCAUAAAGUGCAACAUGCUUCGACACCGGACAUGAGAUUUAACGGGGAGAUGUUACAGAAUUUCUGAAGAGAUUUUUGGCCAAAAGUGUUCCGUCUUGAUUUGUCGCAUUGUUGACCAAUAGCCUGGUAGCUAGCUAAGUUAGCUGAGAAGCUAAUUCAUUUGAACUGGCUUUAUCGCCAGGUUCAUUCUUCCUGGUCUUUUUCUGUUUUAUCUGAGGAUAGAGACGCAAAAGUAUUCGUUUGGACAGUUUGGUGCCUCCUCAGGUUCUUGCCAUGGCUGACAGCAGCAUAGUGACUUUAGGGACUGCCCGGAGUCUGCUGGUGGAUUCUUCAGUCUAUGAUUCAAGGAUCGCCGAAACCACCAAGGACCAUGUAUUUCUGGGCAUGGCAUGUGAAGACGGAGAAGAUAUGCUGCCAAAAGUGGAGACCAGGGUUGUUCUGGUGGGAGAAGCAGGCAGAAACGGAGCUCUGGUCAAAGCACUACAGGCCAUCAGAGUAAUGGAGGUACCGGUGGUAAAGAUAAGAGGAGGCGAGGCGGGUGCCGAGGAGAAAAUGAUGAUAAAAUCUAUAGUCAAUAUGGACAUCAACACCCCAUGCAUAAUGACAGACACCGUCCAGGAGAUUGGGGAUGGAGAGAACACUGAAUUCGAGACGGUGUUCGUUCUGACAGACUUUGACUCUCCAGACUACACCUACCUCUACAAACGUGACAACCGCAUCGUGGGGCCUCCUGUUGUGCUGCACUGUGCUGCAAAGGAAGAACCUCUACUGUUUUCGUGUCGUCCUCUAUACUCCACCACCAUGUUGAACAUGUCACUGUGUUUCACCGGCUUCAGGAACAAAGAAGAAAUAAAAAACCUGGUGAAUCUUGUCCAUCACAUGGGUGGAACCAUCCGCAAAGACUUUAGCACGAAGGUUACUCACCUCAUCGCCUACUCCACCCAUGGAGAGAAAUACAGGUUGGCUGUGUGCAUGGGGACGCCCAUCCUUACCCCCUCCUGGAUUCACAAGGCCUGGGAAAGACGAGAUGAUUUGUCCUUUCAUGCGGGAGAAGAAGAGUUCCGAACAGAGUUCAAAGUGCCCCCGUUCCAGGACUGCAUCCUCAGUUUUUUGGGUUUCUCGGAUGAAGAGAAAGCCAACAUGGAGGAAAGGACGCUUAAACAUGGUGGCAGUUAUCUUGAGGUUGGAGACGAGAGGUGCACCCACAUGGUAGUAGAGGAGAACUCAGUGAAGGAGCUGCCAUUUUGUCCUUCCAAGAAAGUCUUUGUGGUCAAACAGGAGUGGUUCUGGGGCAGUAUUCAAAUGGAUGCUCGGGCUGGAGAGUCCAUGUACCUAUAUGAAAAGAACGACAGCCCGGAGAUGAAGAAGGCAGUGUCCCUCCUCUCCCUCACAACCCCCAACAGUAACCGAAAGCGCCGGCGUCUGAGGGACACGCUAGCUCAGCUCACCAAGGAGACAGAAAUCUCCCCCUUCCCUCCGCCACGUAAAAGGGCCUCAGCAGAGCACUCCCUGUCCAUGAACUCUCUACUGGACAUCUCAAACACCCCUGAGACAUGCAAGGCCUUAGCAGAGAGUUCGAAGCCGUCCAAGAGUUCCACUCCGGUUCUGCCUAAGCAGUCAGCCAGGUGGCAGGUCUCCAAGGAGCUCUAUCAGACCGAGAGCAACUAUGUAGACAUCCUGAGCACUAUUCUACAGCUUUUCAAGCUACCGCUGGAAAAAGAAGGGCAGGUAGGUGGACCGAUUCUUGCCCAAGAGGAAAUAAAGACCAUAUUUGGCAGCAUCCCAGACAUCUAUGAGGUUCACACCAGAAUAAAGAGUGACCUGGAGGAUCUGCUGACAGACUGGUCAGAAGACAGAAGUGUAGGAGACAUCAUCCUCAAAUAUUCCAAAGAGCUGGUGAAGGCCUACCCACCCUUUGUCAACUUUUUUGAGAUGAGCAAGGAGACAAUUGUGCGGUGUGAGAAGCAAAAGCCACGCUUCCAUGCUUUUCUCAAGAUCAACCAGUCUAAGCCCGAGUGUGGCAGACAGACACUGGUGGAGCUGCUCAUUAGACCUGUACAAAGGCUGCCCAGUGUGGCCCUGCUGCUUAACGACAUAAAGAAGCAUACGUCCGAUGACAACCCAGACAAGAUAACACUGGAGAAAGCAAUCGAGUCACUGAAAGAAGUGAUGACUCACAUUAACGAGGACAAGAGGAAGACUGAAGGCCAAAAGCAGAUCUUUGAUGUGGUUUAUGAAGUUGACGGCUGUCCUGCCAACUUGCUGUCUUCCCAUCGCAGCCUGGUUUAUCGAGUAGAAACUAUCGCCCUGGGAGAUCAGCCAUGUGACCGUGGAGAAAAUGUCACCCUCUUCCUCUUCAAUGACUGUCUCGAGAUUGCAAGGAAGCGCCACAAAGUGAUCAAUACGUUCAAGAGUCCGCUGGGACAGACCAGACCGCCGCCCCCGCUCAAACACAUCACACUGAUGCCUCUGUCGCAGAUCCGGAGAGUGCUGGACCUGCAGGACACAGAGGAGUGUGUGAACGCUUUCGCUUUGGUGGUUCGCCCUCCGACUGAACAGGAGAACUUGUUGUUCAGCUUCCAACUGGCCGGAGAGGAAACGGUUAAGAGCACCUGGCUGAAAAUGCUUUGCCGCCACGUCGCCAACACUAUCUGCAGAGCCGAUGCGGAGGACCUGAUUCAGUGUACAGAUCCGGACUCGCUCCAGGUCAGCACCAAGGAUAUGGACAGCACACUGAGCAAAGCCUCCAGAGCCAUCAAGAAGACCUCCAAAAAGGUGACAAGAGCCUUUUCCUUCACCAAGACCCCGAAGCGUGUGAUCCAGCGAGCGUUCUUGGCCAACAGCACUCCGGAUGAGAAAGGCCAGAGGCUGAAUUGUGAAAACCGCAUGAGCAGCAGCUCCACACUGGCUAUGUCUCGCUCUGCCUCUACCUUCAGUUUGAGUGAUUCUGCCAAGGGCAGUGCCGUGGUGCAGCGCUCUAACUCUUUGGACCACGCUCCUGUCAGGGCCAGGGUGCCUGUGUGUGUGCGCACACCCUGCAGCCCCAUCCAAAACCCCGGCCCCAUCAUGGGCCCCGAGGCCAGCCAAAGUCUUGCUCCUAACUUCUAUCCAAAGACCCCUAACUCCAACAAUUGCUCCAGUUCCAUCCUUCAUGCUCCAUUAUCGCCCCUACCAGCACCACACCUCCCCACUGAACAGUCCAACUUCUCAGUCGGCCCCAUCUCCACUUCCACUCCAGCUGCCAGAAACUAUACUCAACCUGACUCCAAAAUCUGCAACCCAAAAUCUGGCAAGCUUACAUCCAGACAGCCACCCUCUGUAGGGUUCCAACUACAUGCCCCGGCUUAUCAAACUGUCAAAGGCAGAACCUUUUCUGAGUCAUGCAGGGAUCCUCAAGUUCCACUGGACCCCCGCAAAGCUGGCCUGACAAGUCCUCGCAGGGAGACUCUGAUCUAAACCAUCACUAAGCCCAGUCCUGGAGUCUGAUGUGGAUGCACGCCAUUCCCCCUCCAUGGUUCAUCUGCCCUCCAUGUUUGAGAGGAGGUACCACACAUUCAGUCGAUCGACCACACACUUAAUCUGAAGGGCU
Messenger RNA from Sphaeramia orbicularis (orbiculate cardinalfish), 3638 nucleotides. It is a transcript of the gene ect2, whose product is annotated as epithelial cell transforming 2. Lineage: Eukaryota; Metazoa; Chordata; Actinopteri; Kurtiformes; Apogonidae. Gene Ontology annotation, biological process: activation of GTPase activity; intracellular signal transduction; nervous system development. Gene Ontology annotation, molecular function: guanyl-nucleotide exchange factor activity; GTPase activator activity. Gene Ontology annotation, cellular component: nucleus; cell cortex. The record is from RefSeq and is a predicted model, not a curated record. Bases 323 to 3505 code for a protein of 1060 amino acids. The transcript has 26 exons.